Molecule: messenger RNA, 1957 nt
Organism: Diatraea saccharalis (sugarcane borer)
Lineage: Eukaryota; Metazoa; Arthropoda; Insecta; Lepidoptera; Crambidae
Source: the annotation of a GenBank genome assembly
AGUUUUAUUUUGCUGUGUGAUCUAAAUAAUAAUUAUUUUUAUAACAUAUUUUCAUUUUUUCUGAUUGACUGAAAAUAUUGAAGCUUAAUAUGUAACAGUCGAAGUAUAAUUUACAACAAAUUUACCUUGGCUAUUAUAAGGUUAGAACAGUAUAAUAAAGGGAAUGAGAAAAUAAAUUGUUUCAAAAUGAGUUAUCUCACAGUUGAUCGCCAUGCAUCAUCGGCAAUGAAAGGAAGUUCCGAAGAUAUAAAAGAAAAUAAUGAAGAUCUCGAGGUGGAUAAUUCCAAAAGUGUUUUAUUGAAAAUAGCUACCCUCUAUGCUGAGCAGUUGAUGAGUGACCUUACUUUAGAAGUAGCAGGAGUUGGGUAUCCAGCACAUAGACUCAUACUUUGUGCCAGCAGUGAAGUUUUUCAGGUGAUGCUUAUGAACCGUGAGUGGAGUGAGUGGCGUGAAAGUCGCAUUGUACUUCAGGAGACACCAACAGCUGCUGCGGUAUUCCCACAUUUUUUGAAAUACUUUUACACAGGUCUAAUAAAGAUUUCUCAUGAGACUGUACUCCCUGUAUUGUCAUUGGCUGACAAGUAUAAUGUCAAGGAUCUGGUGACAUUAUGUCUGGAGUACAUGUCGCAGCAUAUAGCGCAGGCGGCUAAGCGUGGACAUCUCAUUACCUGGAUGCAGUACACCAUGGCAUGCGGACACAACGAUGUCGCUAAAGCUUGCCAGAACUUCGUGAAGUGGAACCUGGAGUGGGUGUGGGCGGAGUGCGAGCUGUCCGAGCUGGAGGCCGACACGCUGCUGGCGCUGCUGCACCACUCCGACCUCGUGCUGCACAACGAGAUGACCCUCUACCGUUUUGCGGUACGUUGGUUGAACAAACAGCGAGAGCGUAUAGCGGACGCGGGACUCUCCGAAGCUGAAACUAAACAACACUGGGACACUUUAGUGAGCGACGUCUUCUCACAUGUACGGUUUCCAAUGAUGUGUCCGAAGCAACUGGCCAAGUUGCUCCUGUGUCCGCUGACGCAGGAACAUAAGGAGUUCUUUAUGGAACGGAUGGCCAUCGCCAUGAGUUACCAAUCAGGUCAGUACGAGCGCGUGGCGGAGGUACAGUCGACCGAGGGGGGCCGCAUGCUAUUCACACCGCGACUGUACACGGAGGACACGUGGGGCUCCGUGGUGGGUGUUGAUAACUUCCACUCGCUGCCGAGCUACCACACUCGCACCUUCAUAUUCUCCACGCGCCGCGCCAUCGCCGACCACUCGCAGGACAUCAACGAGUGGACCGUCGACCUCUACCCCAAGGGCGUCUGGUUCAGGAAGAGUCUGCUCAUCGUGUGGGCCGGCACUUAUGAUGUACCAGAGGUGGUGUUACGUACGGUGCGUAUAUCUAUCACGUGCCAGAACUGUCCCGAACCGGACGACGAACAGAUGGACGAACCAGACGUCAGGGUUAAGAUCGGCAUCCUUGUGUGGGGGGUACAGAAAGGAGUCGAACACGUAUCUUCUGUAGUGGAGAGAGUGCACCGAUUCUCCUCACAGAACAGGGUGUUGAACAUAGACGGGGCGUUAGACUUCGAUGAGUUGAACACUCCGCUAUACACACCCCCCACCACCCCCGAGUGCCACUCCCCCGCCGCCCGCCGCACAAGCCGGUGUCCAAAAUGUUCGGAGGCCGCUGAUAACCCUGAGCCCAGACAUCUACUCGGACCUAACAUGGAUCAGUUGCGGAUACAAGUGAUAAUAGUACCUUUAACGGACUACUGCCACGUGGAGACGACCGGAUGACCCACUGUCACAUAUAAAACCCGUUUAUGCCAAGUACAUAGAUAGCUAUUGCUCAUUAGAGUUUGCUGUAGAAAUGCGCAGCCGUAAAAAUAAUAAUGCAUCAGUUCCUGUAGAUCUGCAGUUUAAAAUGAGUCAAUGAUUAAAUCUGUUGAAGCACAAAUGUAGCAGUUAU